Messenger RNA from Phacochoerus africanus (Common warthog), 2577 nucleotides. RefSeq names its product transcription elongation factor A1 (gene TCEA1). NCBI's taxonomy places the organism in Eukaryota, Metazoa, Chordata, Mammalia, Artiodactyla, Suidae. The transcript has 10 exons. Gene Ontology annotation, molecular function: nucleic acid binding; zinc ion binding. Bases 153 to 1058 code for a protein of 301 amino acids. The record is from RefSeq and is a predicted model, not a curated record. Gene Ontology annotation, cellular component: nucleus. Gene Ontology annotation, biological process: transcription elongation by RNA polymerase II; positive regulation of transcription by RNA polymerase II; DNA-templated transcription.
AGCGAGCCGCCGCCGCGGCCUGGGUCCGUGAGGAAGCGCCUGGGCCUGGCCUGCCGAGCGGCCUCGCCGACGCCCGGGCUCGCGCGCAGCCCCUGCCAGCUUCGCGCACUUCCCGUCCCGCGCGACUGGCGCGGGGAAGGUCUGCCGGAGCCAUGGACGACGAGGUGGUCCGAAUUGCCAAGAAGAUGGACAAGAUGGUGCAGAAGAAGAACGCGGCUGGAGCAUUGGAUUUACUGAAGGAGCUUAAGAAUAUUCCCAUGACGCUGGAAUUAUUGCAGUCCACAAGAAUUGGAAUGUCAGUAAAUGCUAUUCGCAAACAGAGCACAGAUGAAGAAGUUACAUCUUUAGCAAAGUCCCUCAUCAAAUCUUGGAAAAAGUUAUUAGAUGGACCAUCAACAGAUAAAGACUCUGAAGAAAAGAAAAAAGAUACUGCAAUUACAUCACAGAAUAGCCCUGAGGCACGAGAAGAAAGCAGCUCCAGCAGCCAUGGCAGCAGCAGGAAGGAUGAGCCCAAUGCACGAGACACCUACGUUUCCUCCUUCCCUCGGGCCCCGAGCACUUCCGACUCUGUGCGGUUAAAGUGCAGGGAGAUGCUCGCUGCCGCUCUGAGGACGGGAGAGGAUUACAUCGCCAUUGGAGCUGAUGAGGAAGAAUUGGGAUCUCAAAUCGAGGAAGCUAUAUAUCAAGAAAUAAGGAAUACAGACAUGAAAUAUAAAAAUAGAGUACGAAGUAGGAUAUCAAAUCUUAAGGAUGCUAAGAAUCCAAAUUUAAGAAAAAAUGUGCUGUGUGGGAAUAUUCCUCCUGACUUAUUUGCUAGAAUGACAGCAGAGGAAAUGGCUAGUGAUGAGCUCAAAGAGAUGCGGAAAAACCUAACCAAAGAAGCCAUCAGAGAGCAUCAGAUGGCCAAGACAGGUGGGACCCAGACGGACUUGUUCACGUGCGGCAAAUGCAAGAAGAAGAACUGCACUUACACACAGGUGCAGACUCGGAGUGCUGACGAGCCCAUGACGACAUUUGUUGUCUGCAACGAGUGUGGAAACCGAUGGAAGUUCUGUUGAGUUGGAAGAAUUGGCAAAAUGUCUGGACCAUUAAGAAAAUGGAUUUUGUAAUUAGCUUUAAGAUUAGGCCAACCAACUAGUUUUCCUGCAAAUCAGAUUUUUAAAGUAACAUGAGUCCCUUGGGUGAGUCUUUGUUUCUGACAUAGCAUCCCUUCCUUAAAUACCUUCUGUAGCUUCAGACCAAUAGGGAGGCCACAUAUGAUUGUAUGGCAUCUGUCUCAAAACAGGUUGUUUUGUUUUUUGUUUUUUUCAUUUUUGUAAGUAAGUUGAUAUUAAACUUUUGGCAGUUUAUUUUUACCUUUUUUUUCUUCUUAAAUGAAAAUGUACCUUAACUUUUUUACAGUCUGAAACAUACACAGUAGAAAUGCUAUUCUUCUCAUUUAAUGCACAAAUGGAAAUUACAUUUUUUCCUAUAUUGGCAUGUACUUGCAAAUAUUAAGAGGAGAAGAGGUAAUGUAAUUAUAAGUUUAUCAAACAUGGUGUGUAUUCAAAUAAUACUUGACCAGCUUAUCUAAAUUGUAUAUAAUAUUUGAACUAGCAUAUGAAAUUGAUUUUAAUUAUUAUGUUCACAAGUCUGGGAUAAUUAGUUAUUAUUUUGCAUUUGUAACUAACUGUGAUCCUCAUUUCUUGUAAUUUCUUGUACAUGUUUAUUACUUGUUCUUAAUAGAUUUUACUUUUGGAAACAUGACUUGACUUUGUGGAAAUCAGUUUGGCUUGCCGUUUAUUUCCCUGAUUGACUUUGCAGUGUAUUUUAGUUUGAGGCGGAACUCUGUCGUAGUUUAGUAGGCUUUUCAUAAAACCCGGCACAGGCAAAGGAUGAGAGCGAUUGACCAUUUUUUCCCCGUGUGGGAGGACAAUCCUGGGAAGCAGGCGCUAGCGUUUUAGGAUAGCGUAGUCACCACGAACAGUUACGACUUAACUUCGACUUGGAGUCUGCUGACCAAGGACUUCAGGGUUUCUGUAAAUGACCAUAGCUGGGUCUUUCCUCACAGAGAUCAAUAGAGACAUUUCUGUCCUGACUAAUUUGCUGACUCUCCUUCUGUUACACAAGAGUGAGGUUGUGGAACAAACUAAUGUGUGGGCUCCGACGUAGCUCGUUUGCAAUUGUGUGUGCCAUCUGCUGUGUUAGAACUAGGAAAGGAUGGUUUCCACAGAGGCUCCUUAGAGCACACUUGUUCUAGCACAUCUUAGACCACUGUUACAAAGUCCACACUUCAUCGGCUCCAUCUCUGUGCUCAGCACCUGGAGAAGGACCUCGGUACAUGCUGUACACUCCCCUUUGCUUUGAUAUAAUACAGAAAAUAGCAUCCCAAAGUCCAUGUUAAGAUCCCAUCUAUAAGAAUUGGCCCGGUAGUACCGUCCCACCUCUGCUUUGUCAAGUCACAGAUUAACCUUUUAUCAUUUGAAAAAUAACAUGCAGUUUUGAAGAAAAUGAGUUUAAGGAGAAUAAAAUAGUCCCACCUUUAAAUUAAGUGAUCCAUUUAAAAAUUUGUAAUUCAAUAAAGUUUCUUGUUAUUAA